CGGGCCCCGCCGCCGCGGCUCCGCUCAAUGGGACGGGGCCGGCGGCGGGGCUGAGCUCGGCUGUGCCGUGCCGUGCCGUGGGGAUGUCGCAGGCUCCGCCGGGCGCGGGGCUCCUCAAUGACCUGCCCGACCACUCUCCGCGGGUGCGCGGCGCCGUGUCCGAGCUGCGGCGGCGGGCGGAGGCAGAGCCCGGCCAGCGCUGGCCGCAGCCCCUCUCCGAUGCCUUCCUGGUGCGGUUCCUGCGCGCCCGAGACUUCCACCUGGAGCUGGCCUGGAGGUUAUUGAAGAAUUAUCAGAAGUGGAGAAUCGAAUGCCCAGAAAUAAGUGCAGAUUUACAACCAUCUUCUGUUCUUGGUCUUUUGCAAGCUGGCUAUCACGGAGUCCUAAGAUCAAGAGACCCACAUGGAAGCAAAGUUCUAAUAUACAGAAUUGGACAGUGGGAUCCCAGUUUAUUUACAGCAUAUGAUGUGUUCCGUGUAAGUCUCAUCACAUCUGAACUCAUUGUAAAGGAGAUUGAGACUCAGCGAAAUGGAGUCAAGGCCAUCUUUGACCUUCAAGGGUGGAGAUUUGCUCAUGCUUUUCAAAUCAGUCCAGCAGUGGCCAAGAAAAUUGCUGCUGUUCUCACAGAUUCCUUUCCACUGAAAGUUCGAGGUAUCCACUUGAUUAAUGAGCCUUUAUUCUUCCACCCAGUCUUCGCUCUAAUUAAGCCUUUUCUCACUGAAAAAAUAAAGCAACGGGUGUACAUGCACGGAAAUAACUACUUGCAGAGUCUGACCGAACACUUCCCUGUCAGCAUGCUCCCACAGGAAUAUGGGGGGGAGGAAGUCUCCAUUGAAGAGCUGGCCAAGGAAUGGACUGACUUCAUAAUGGCAUCUUCAGAUUAUCUUCAGAGCAUUUCUCUGGCCUAGGAAUAACCUUAAUAUACAGUAUUUUAUUAAUUCUUGAACACUGGAAUUGGAAAUAAAUUUAAUAUGAAAAUUUCCAUUGUGAAUGAAACCAGUAUGUCUUUGCAGGGCACUCAUUGAAUGUUAUGUUGGCUGCACUUUUAUACUAACUGGAGGCUAUCAGUUUGUAUGUCUGAAGAGAUUAAUGAAUUUUACAUGUUUGUCUCACUGUUUGUUAUUGAGUAACUUGUAUGCCAGAAAGCUGAAGAGUGCAUUGGAAAUCAGAUUGAUACUGCUGCUGUUCGGUCUUUGGAGACAACUCAUCUGUGAUAAUGUAGUCCAGAACCUUACACUUAGCUCUUGAAUCUUGGCUUGUCAAGACAAUACAAAACAAAGAAUAGACUGUGAAUAGGAUAGUUUGUUGCAGAAAUAGGACUACAGAGCUGAUUUACAAGGAGUGAAGAGGCUGCUUUUUUGAUUGAUUCUCAGGGAAAAAAUGCUGUUUUGUUAGUUUGUAUCAAAUUGAAAAUUAGUCAGCAAUAGUGAGACAUUUGUGUUACUCUUUGUGCUGCUUGUGCAUCUUCCCUUUUUGUCCUAAUUAACAGAAUAAUAUUCAAGUUUUAUAGAAAAACAGCACAUACCUAUUCUUCCAAGAACAGUGUGAAUCAGGGGAGGAACUGGUAAAAUAGUCAUAACAACCUUGAAAAUUGUUAUUUUCUUUCUUAAAAGUGAUACUGUCUUUGGACAACUAUAAAAAACUCAGAUUAUUAUCCUUUAAUCUCUAGUAUAGUGGACUACAGAGAUCAAAAGUUUUCAGCUGUUUGCAUUAUCUGUUUGUUUCAGAGGGUAAAGUAGGUUAUCCUUUGCAGAUCUGAACUUUAGAAAUAUCUGUUGUAUUUUUAAGGGUGUUGUAAGGUCACUUGGGACCUCAGAAUAGGAGAUGCUUGGUAUUGUAAUUUUAUUUUCAGUACAGUAACUGUUCUUAACUCUGUUUUGUUUUUGCAUAAGCACUAUAUGUUUAAGCAUUCCAUAUGAAUUUUCCUAUUAAUAAAUCCAUAAAAAAUGCUUUUAUCUCAGGUAGCUAGAAAUUAUAACUUCUGUUAUUUAGUACUCUUUAGGACAUUGGAAUGGUAUCUAGACAUAGGGAAGAGAAAUGAAACUAUCCUAUUAUAUUAGAAAUGCCUUACUUUAGAUUAUGAUUAGUAAGGCGUUAUUGCAAGAGUCAUUGGAAACGAUUCUUUAUUAGCAAGAGGAACAUCUAUGAAAGACCCCUUGGAGUACUUGUUGAUUGUAUUUUCUUCUGCUGUGGUAAGAUUAAUGCCAGAACUUCUUUCAAAACUGACAACAACCUCUUCCAAUUUCUGAAUUUCCUGAAAUGCCUUUUUAAUUUUUCUCUUUCAAAAUAUUUUUGAUAUGGGGCCUAAAUUUAAAGAAACCUUAUUCAGAUAUAUGAUUAUGUGAAGAUGUAUUUCAUAAAUAUUUCUUUUUCUCAGAUUUUGUGAUACUAUUUUGUGAUACACUGUUUUGUGAUACAGAAGAUCCUUAAAUAGACGAGUUCGAUGAACUGCAAAUUCUUCUUUAUAAGAAAAUAGACUAAGUAGUCAGGUAUCUGGCAAUUGUUCAAGUGUGGAACUCAAGUUCCAAGUAAUUUACCAGCUGGAGACCUGAAGCUAUUGUCUUAAUGUUACAGUCCUUCAAUUUUAAUCUGUGAAUGUAAACUGCACUAAGAAAUGAACCAUGUUUCAGUGAACAAGAAAAUUUAAACUUUUCCUAUGAAACCAAUCUCUGAUUGCUACUGGUUUAUGUAGUAGAAACCUCAUUUGAUUGCACAUGUAUAUACAUAUUUAGCUGUGGCAUUUUAAUCUUUAUUUGGACUUCACCAGCUCUAUGAAUAUAAAGUUAUAAGUGGUUUAAAAAAUACCCUGAUCGUGUUAUUAAGUGGUAGGGUGUUUGCAUAACUCAGCAGUUAGAGCACUGAGCGCAGUUAUUUUUUCCUGAACUGUUAAUUAUUUUUUAAUGUUUACAUAUUAUAUAGGAUGUGGGAACUGUUAAUUGCCAUGGCUGCUAAUAAUAAGGACACAAUAUAAUUGGAACAUUUACAUAAUGAAUAGUGAAGAUAUUGGUAUGAUGUGCGGUGGUGUCGCAGCUUUGAGCAGCAGCCAACAAAACAAAAAUCCCUCAGUGCAUUAUUCUUUAAAAACAUCGGGAGUGCCUCUAAAAAAAAAUAAAGUUCCUUUUAAACGGUACAAAUAUAAUUUACUACUGACUGUAAGCGCGAUGUAAUGCACAAUUUUUAAUUUUUUCCCCCGCUCUUUUUAAAUGUAUUAGCAUAUAUUUUAAUUAAUAAAGCCUUUCUGGUUGAA
Messenger RNA from Passer domesticus (house sparrow), 3247 nucleotides. RefSeq names its product alpha tocopherol transfer protein (gene TTPA). Gene Ontology annotation, biological process: vitamin transport; vitamin E metabolic process. Lineage: Eukaryota; Metazoa; Chordata; Aves; Passeriformes; Passeridae. Gene Ontology annotation, molecular function: vitamin E binding; phosphatidylinositol bisphosphate binding; lipid transfer activity. The record is from RefSeq and is a predicted model, not a curated record. The transcript has 5 exons. Bases 84 to 908 code for a protein of 274 amino acids. Gene Ontology annotation, cellular component: late endosome; membrane.